ACUUAAGAACUUAAUAAAAAAUUUAAAUGUACUCCUUUUUUAUUUACUUAAGAAAAGAAAAAUUGGAGAAACAGAUAAAUGGAGUAAUAAGCAAUGAAAUGCCCUCUCUUUCCCAAGCUGGUAGCUUAUUUCCAGUACUUUUCUUAGCACUUUAUAUACACAAUCUCAUUUCAUCCUCACAAUGACACUUACAAGAUAGACAUAAUUAUCUCAAAGUUUUAAUAAAACUGAGUGUCUAUAGAUGUCAAGUGACUUGCAAGAGGCAGAAGCAGAAUUCAGACCCUUUGGAGCUGCUUGACUCCCACGCUCAUUCUUUCAUUAUAACUCUUUAUAAGACAAUGUGUAGUCAAACUAAAUUAUGGAGCCUUCUGGGCAAACUGAAACCCCAGUACAGAUCACACUUCAGGAAAUGAGGAAAACUGGGAUCAUGGACUCUAAGAUGCAUUUUUUUUUUCACAUUUUGACAUCUCUGAAAUUAGGUAUAUCUCACCAGGAAUGGUGGCCAUGGUUUAAUCAGCAAGACUUUCUUUUCCCCUUUCUUUGUGCUAGCUAAAAUAGUAGUGUGUCUUGCAGUCGGUUCUGAUAUUUGACUAAACACAGUAAGUUCAGCUACCAUUUUCCCAAUAUCCUGUCUGCAAAGGAACAAAUAAGAGUCAAACAAGUUCUGAAAUCAAGGGACGGGCAGAGAAGACCACAGCUAGGGUUUGACCUAAAACUUGGCCUGGGAAUUUGAAUCAGAGAGAAGGACCAAUGUUGAUCGCAUGUGGAAGAGAAGGCCAUCUGGCCCCAGCACUGCCUGAUAGAGGGCAGGGCCCCUUCAGUGCUUAUUUAAGUGAACUCAGUGAAGCUCAACUGUUCUGCAGUUGCCAGAACAAGAGCCAGGGUGCUUGAGAAAGCUGGACAGACCUGUGUAGGUCUGCAACAUCCUCUGAUGAUGUGGCUGGAUUAUAUACUCAGCAGAGAGCUGCCUGGCCUUUGUUUCUUCGGGGACUGAGAAAGAAAGUCAAUCUUUUUGUAAUUUGUACCAUCUUUCACCUAUGCCUUCACCUGAUAGUAAAUAUAGUCCUUUUAUGUUCUGUGAUCUAUCUGUGCUAGGGCCCUGAAGGAGAGAGAAGAGAAUUAUAUUUCUUGAGACAGUCCCAGAAGUAACAGAGAAGCCUCAAGGGUGGUGGUAGCACUGAUUUAUGGAACUUGGGGGUUAGGAGAGGAGCAUGGGCAACAGAGACUGAUGGCAAAGACCCUCAUUCUGUCACCUAAAAGAUGGGGAGAUGGAUGGCUGAGGCGGUAAUAGCCAAGUCUGAUGCUGCACAAAAUGUGAGCUCUAGAGAAGAGGGACUUGGUCUGGCUCAUUCUGUGCUAUAUCUCUAGUGCCAAAAACGGUGCCAGGUACAUUGAGGGCAUGCAAUAUAUGUCUGUUGUUGUUGUACAGCAUUGCCUCCCCUGCACAACCCCACCAAAAUGGCUGCUUUGGGACACACGUUCCCCUUCUAUGCUGGCCCCAAGCCAACCUUCCCAAUGGACACCACUUCGGCCACCAUCGUCAUGAUCUUUCUGACUGCACUGGCCACUUUCGUCGUCAUCCUGCCUGGCAUUCGGGGCAAGACGAGGCUGUUUUGGCUGCUGCGGGUGGUGACCAGCUUAUUCAUUGGGGCUGCAAUCCUGGCUGUGAAUUUCAGUUCUGAGUGGUCUGUGGGCCAGGUCAGCACCAACACAUCGUACAAGGCCUUCAGUUCUGAGUGGAUCAGCGCUGAUGUUGGGCUGCAGGUCGGGCUGAGUGGAGUCAACAUCACGCUCACAGGGACCCCUGUGCAGCAGCUGAAUGAGACCAUCAAUUACAAUGAGGAGUUCACCUGGCGCCUGGGCGAGAACUAUGCUGAGGCAUAUGCAAAGGCGCUGGAGAAGGGGCUGCCAGACCCUGUGCUGUACCUAGCCGAGAAGUUCACUCCGAGAAGCCCAUGUGGCCUGUACCGCCAGUAUCGCCUGGCAGGACACUACGCCUCAGCCACACUGUGGUUGGCAUUCCUUUGCUGGCUGCUGGCCAACGUGAUGCUCUCCAUGCCUGUGCUGGUAUACGGUGGCCACAUGCUGUUGGCCACGGGCAUCUUCCAGCUGUUGGCUCUGCUCUUCUUCUCCAUGACCACAUCACUCACCCCACCCUGUCCCCUGCGCCUGGGUGCUUCUGUGCUGCUUACUCACCAUGGGCCUGCCUUCUGGAUCACACUGACCACAGGACUGCUGUGUGUGCUGCUGGGCCUGGCUACGGUGGUGGCGCACAGGAUGCAGCCUCACAGGCUGAAGGCUUUCUUCAACCAGAGUGUGGACGAAGACCCCAGGCUGGAGGGGAGUCCUGAAGAAGGUGGACUCCUGAGUCCCCGAUACAGGCCCAUGGCUGACAGUCCAGAGCCCCAGGACAUCCCCCUGUCAGAGGCUUCCUCCGCCAAGGCAUGCUGUGAGGAGACGCACCCCAGAGAACCUGAAUGCGCCCUAUAACACCCCUGCCCCUGGAAGCCGCCUGGACUUCCAGUCUGGCUUCGAACCUCAUUGGAGUCCCAUAAAACCAGCAGAAUUGCCCUCAGGGUGGCUGGUACCAGACCCCCAGCACCAAUCUACAGACGGAGUAGAAAAAGCAGGCUCUAGAUACUGAUGUUAAAAAACAACAACAGCAAAAAGCCCUCAGGGGCUGAAGAGAAGAUGGGCUUGUCCAUAAAGCCUGUUGCCAUAAGACCAAGCAGGGGCUAUCUCUUCUCUGCACAGCAACCCUGCCUUUGUGUGAUGCCUGGCCUCUUCAAGAUGCUAUUCACUGAAACCUAACUUCACCCCCAUAACACCAGCAGGGGGGAGGGGGGACAUAUGAUUCUCCUAUGGUUCCCUCUCCUCCCUCCGCACCUCUUGUUUUCCUUUUUCCUGUUGUUCCUCCUUUACUUCCCCAGAUGUGUGACCUCUUCGUACAAUGAAAGACAACACCAGAAAGGAGAGGAAACAACUUCUCAGCCCAGGUCUAACAUUAACCAACUAGGCCACAUUCUCUGAGCUUCAGUUCCCAAGUUUGCUUAAUAAGAUUGCAGGACUUGCCAAGAAUCUCGGGAUUUAUAUUUCUAUACCUUGCUGACACCUACCUUGGCCCUCAGACACCACCUCACAAGAAGCCAGGUGGGAAGUCAGUGAAUCAAUUCCAAAACGCUACUCCUUCCCAGCUCACUCAGCUGGGCUAGCUGAGUGGGAUCCAGGAACGGGAGUGGGUGACCUGCCUCAUGACUACCACCUAACGUCCACCUGGGGUGGCUCAGGAAGAUACAGGCUCCGGUAGGGCCCCCUCCGGCCUCAGUAGAGGGCGCCCGCGUUACUCUGGAGUCUAGACGCAGAGAAUCCGGUUUCACAGCACAGUGGAGAGUGUACUAGGCUGUCUCCAUCCAGCCCAGCGAAGCUCCCGAGGGCGUGCUUCCCCACGACCCCGGAGCGCAGAAGCCAUGAAAAUUAAUGGGGGGAAAAGUUUUUAAAAAAAAUAAAAGAAAAAAAAGUUUAUUUACAGCUCGCCCCAGGAGACUUUCCCUGGUGCCUGCGGAUGUCUGAGACCUCGCCCCUGGCUCUCAGCGCCAGCAGCACGUAGUGCCCCUUCCGAAGCUCUCCUGGCCCAGGCCUGGGGGCACUGCUUCCCGGCCUGCGAGGUCCCAAGGCGGGGAAGGAGUCCAGAUUGGGUCCUUCUCACAGGUUAGUGGUGAUAUAUUUUAAGUCCGGGAGCCCGGCCUGCUUCUGCAGUGGGUUGCCGAGGAUAAGAGGUGAGCCCCCUCUCGCCUGGCUGCAGUCCUCGGCGCUUUGGUCCAGAAGGGUGCGAAGAGCGCUGGGCCGAACAUAGUGGAGACUCACCACGGCCCCUCCAAGGAAGAGGCACAGGAUGCCUGUGGCGGUGAGGACCGAAAGAAAGGAGGGCAGGUGGAGUCAAGCUAUAUUGCCCAGGCUGGUUUCCAACUCCUGGUCUCAAACGACCUUCCUGCCUCUACCUCCCAAAGUCCUGGGAUUACAGACGUGAAGUACCGCGCCUGGCCCCUCUCAUCUUUCGGAGUCUAGGUCUUGCGUUACCUCCCCCGGCCCCCUACACAUCCUCUAAUCUGGAUUACAUGAAACAAGGCAAGACACCAAACCCUUCUGAGCCCCCUUUUCAUCUGUAAAAUGGUCAUAACAGUGCCUGUUUCUUUGAACUAUUGAGAGGGGCAAAUCAGAUAAUAGAUGUGGAUUCAUUCUAUAAACAGGAAAGUGCA
This is a messenger RNA of Sapajus apella (tufted capuchin), 4256 nucleotides long. RefSeq names its product dual oxidase maturation factor 1 (gene DUOXA1). The transcript has 6 exons. Gene Ontology annotation, cellular component: endoplasmic reticulum membrane. The coding region runs from base 1459 to 2490 and encodes 343 amino acids. NCBI's taxonomy places the organism in Eukaryota, Metazoa, Chordata, Mammalia, Primates, Cebidae. The record is from RefSeq and is a predicted model, not a curated record. Gene Ontology annotation, biological process: protein transport.